This is a messenger RNA of Entamoeba invadens IP1, 549 nucleotides long. RefSeq lists its product as hypothetical. The transcript has 2 exons. Gene Ontology annotation, biological process: signal transduction. The coding region runs from base 1 to 549 and encodes 182 amino acids. Gene Ontology annotation, molecular function: GTP binding; GDP binding; GTPase activity. The record is from RefSeq and is a predicted model, not a curated record. Gene Ontology annotation, cellular component: plasma membrane. Lineage: Eukaryota; Evosea; Mastigamoebida; Endamoebidae.
AUGCCAGUGAAAGAUUACAAAAUAGUCGUGCUUGGGAGUGGUGCCGUCGGGAAGUCCUCAAUUACAGUCAGGUUUGUCCAAGGUAUUUUCUUGGUUAAAUAUGACCCCACCAUCGAAGACUCUUACAGAAAACAGUUAGAGCAUGAGGGCCAACAAUACGUCCUUGAGAUUCUUGAUACUGCUGGUACUGAGCAGUUCACUGCCAUGAGAGACUUGUACAUGAAGACUGGACAGGGCUUUGUUUUGGUUUACUCCAUCAUUGCUCAGUCCACAUACAACGACCUUGAGCCAAUCCAUGAACAAAUUGUCCGUGUCAGAGAUUCCGAUGAUGUUCCUAUUAUUGUUGUCGGAAAUAAAUGCGAUCUCGAAAGUCAGAGAAUUGUGUCAAAAGAAGACGGCCAGGCGUUGGCAGACAAGUACAAAGCCGACUUCCUCGAGGUCUCUGCAAAGGCUGAGAUUAAAAUAUUGGACAUUUUCACAACGCUCAUCAAUAAAAUUAAUUCACACGCCAAGCCCGAGAAGAAAAAGUCACACUGUGUCAUGUUUUAA